AUGAAAUACUCAUUAACUACACUCGGCGCUUAUGGCUUUUGUCUACUCAUUUCAACAGUUUUUGGUAGCCCAUUAACUUCAACAUCUGCGCAUUCUGUUAAUCUCAAUACCCUUCUUGCUGCCCCUCUGCCACCAAACGAUAUCGAUAUCACAAAAGCCCACCCUCUAAACAAUUACAACAUGAUCGGGAAUGAGUCAUGGGUCAUCACAGAGCACCCUUCACUAGGCCUACACUGGAUAUACCACAAUGAGACGCAGAGUCCUCUCGAGACACGCAAUGAUCCAACUAGGUUUGGCUUUAGUUAUGAGGCGUCAACUCAAAUGGACGGCCAAGCACCAUCUAGUUCAUCCUGCAACAAUUACAUCACCUCAUUCAGCAACUCGGGCAACUGCUUGAACGUUGGGAGUCAGAUCGCGGGCGGUUCCACUAACCCAAAUGGAAUGGGAGCAAUUUCUGUUUUCACAGAGUCUGACGACGAUCAUUACCGAAUUAAUGUCUAUGGUCCGCCAUGGUCAGCUCCUGAGACGGGGCAAAGUUUAUGCCAGCAGUUUAUAUACGCCCUGAGAGAUAUUUCGUGCUUUAUGGUGCAAGGGGCCACCGUUUACGCAAUUCUCCCUUACUAUACGUCUUAGGAAGGUGGACCGUACGGGCAGUUUAAGUUACGGUUCACAUGCGGUGAUGCCUAAUAUCUGGUUUAAUGCCUGCUACUAUAGGCAUCCCUCAUGUAUUUAGAUUCCCUCCC
Molecule: messenger RNA, 743 nt
Organism: Pseudogymnoascus verrucosus
Lineage: Eukaryota; Fungi; Ascomycota; Leotiomycetes; Thelebolales; Thelebolaceae
Exons: 1
Coding region: 1-633 (210 amino acids)
Source: RefSeq, a predicted model, not a curated record